This is a messenger RNA of Diabrotica balteata, 4412 nucleotides long. NCBI's taxonomy places the organism in Eukaryota, Metazoa, Arthropoda, Insecta, Coleoptera, Chrysomelidae. The record is from the annotation of a GenBank genome assembly.
GUUGAGUUUACCGAAAGUACAAGCUGAAUAUAGCCGCAAAUGUCAAAAAAAUUUCGGUUUGGCAGUGUUGGCAUGUUUUUUGUUUUUACACAAUGCAUAUUAUGUGUGUGAUCACAUCCACAUCACAAAUUACAUUAAUGGUAUGUGUUUUAUAUGUUAAAUAUGGAAUUUAAAGUUGAAAUUAAGGAAGAGUUUGUUGAACAUGACCGAAAAGAUACAGAGAACCAGCUAUCCACAUCAAUAGAUCUGGAAAACUUCAAAAAUGAAUUAGAAGAUAACUCAGAAAUUGGAGUACACACUAAAAUUAAGGAAGAUUUUGCUGAAGGUUGUCAAGGAUAUAUAGAGAGUCAGCUAUUUACAUCUCCAGAUGUUGAAGAUUUGAUUAAUAAAGCAGAUGAAGAUAACUCAGGGUUUUCUCCAAACGGAAUGGAAAUCAUAAAAACUGAAGUUAUAUGCACUACAGAACAACAAAUAUAUUCAAACACUGAAGAAACAACAUUAAAAAAUUCUAUCUGUAAAUGUACAAUUUGUUUUAAGCAAUUUGGCCUGGAAGGUUCUUUGAAACGACAUAUAAAAACGCACACUACAGAAAAGCUUUACAAGUGCGAAAUUUGUGUUAAACACUUUUCUCGAAAAGAUCAUUUGAAGAUACAUAUGAGAUUACACACUGGGGAAAUGCCUUAUAAGUGUGAAAUUUGUUUUAAACAGUUUGCUCAAGCACACGUGUUGAAAAGUCAUUUAAGAGUGCACAUUGGAGAAAAACCUUACAAGUGUGAAAUUUGUUUUAAAGAGUUUACUGUAAAAGCUGAAUUGAAGAUACAUAUGAGAUGUCACACUGGGGAAAAGCCUUAUAAGUGUGAAAUUUGUUUUAAACAAUUUACACGAACAAGUCAUUUGAAAUCACAUACAAAAGUUCACAGUGGAGAAAAGCCUUACGUGUGUGAAAUUUGUUUUAAGCAGUUUACUCGAGCACCCGAUUUGAAACGUCAUUUCAUAGUGCAUACUGGGGAAAAGCCUUACAAGUGUGAAAUUUGUUUUAAACAUUUUACUCGAGCACCCGAUUUGAAACGUCAUUUGAGAGUGCACUCUGGGGAAACGCCUUAUAAAUGUGAAAUUUGUUUUAAACAGUUUAAUUAUAAAAGGUAUUUCAAUCAACAUACGAAAAUUCACAUUGGAGCAAAGUCUUAGGAGUGCGAAAUUUGUUUUAACCAGCUUACUCAAGCACGCAGUUUGAAAAGUCAGUUGAGUCUGCACACUGGAAGAAAGCCUUAGGAGUGUGAAAUUUGUUGUAAACAGUUUACACAAGCAUGUCAUUUGAAACCUUAUUUGAGAAUACAGAUACACACUAUAGAAAAAGUUAUUUAAUCUAAUACCAUGGUGUACAAAAAGGGGUAUACAUAUGUGAAAUUAUGAAUAUAAUUUCAGUGUAUGAGGACUGUAUUACAUAGGGCUGUUUCAAAUAAAUUAGGAUCUGUAAUAAAGGGUUAUUCAGAUCAUAUCAAAUCAAGUUUAUAAAAAGUCUUACGAUAUUUCUACUGCACACACACUCGCUUUAAUUACAGGCUUUCACUCCCGGUUGUUCUUUGUACGGGGAAACUGUCUUUACCGGUUUUGAAAACGUAUCUCACGGUACUAACACUGAGAUCACGAGAAACAGCACAUCAACAGGGAGGAGAGCGUACGUCUGUUGCUAACGAUAGUCGACAGGGAAGAGAAGAGAGUACGUCUGCUGCUAGCGAAACUCAGCAGGCGAGAGGGCGUCUGUUCCUAGCGAUAGAAACUGUCUGUAUUUCUAAUGGGGUGGGUUGAAGUUUGCAGUAGGAAGUAUUAUCAAGGGUUGGACUAAGGGUUUUCUCAGAACGGAAUGGCAAUCAUAAAAACUGAAGUUAUAUGCACUACAGAACAACAAAUAUAUUCAAAAACUGAAGAAACAACAUUUAACAAUUCUAUUUGUAAAUGUACAAUUUGUUUUAAGCAAUUUGACCUGGAAGUUUCUUUGAAACGACAUAUAAAAACGCACACUGCAGAAAAGCUUUACAAGUGCGAAAUUUGUGUUAAACACUUUUCUCGAAAAGAUCAUUUGAAGAUACAUAUGAGAUUACACACUGAGGAAACGCCUUAUAAGUGUGAAAUUUGUUUUAAACAGUUUGCUCAAGCACACUUGUUGAAAAGGCAUUUAAGAGUGCACACUGAAGAAAAACCUUACAAGUGUGAAACUUGUUUUAAAGAUUUUACUGGAAAAGCAUUGAAGAUACAUAUGAGAUGUCACACUGGGGAAAAGCCUUAUAAGUGUGAAAUUUGUUUUAAACAGUUUAGACGAACAAGUCAUUUGAAAUCACAUACAAAAGUUCACACUGGAGAAAAGCCUUACGUGUGUGAAAUUUGUUUUAAGCAGUUUAGUGAGGCAAGUAAUUUGAAAACACAUUUGAAAUAUCACAGUGGAGAAAAGCCUUACGAGUGUGAAAUUUGUUUUAAGCAGUUUACUCGAGCACCCGAUUUGAAACGUCAUUUGAGAGUGCACACGGGGGAAAAGCCUUACAAGUGUGAAAUUUGUUUUAAACAGUUUUCUGGAAAAGAUCAUUUGAAUAUACAUAUGAGAUUGCACACUGGGGAAACGCCUUAUAAAUGUGAAAUUUGUUUUAAACAGUUUAAUCAUAAAAGGUAUUUCAAUCAACAUACGAAAGUUCACAUUGGAGCAAAGUCUUAGAAGUGCGAAAUUUGUUUUAAGCAGCUUACUCAAGCACACAGUUUGAAAAGUCAGUUGAGUCUGCUCACUGGAGGAAAGCCUUAGGAGUGUGAAAUUUGUUGUAAACAGUUUACACAAGCAGGUCAUUUGAAACCUUAUUUAAGAAUACAGAUAUACACUACAGAAAAAGUUAUUUAGUCUAACACCAUGGUGUACAAAAAGGGGUAUACAUAUGUGAAAUUAUGAAUAUAAUUUUUAGUGUAUGAGGACUGUAAUACAUAGGGCUGUUUCAGGUAAAUUAGGAUCAGUAAUAAAGGGUUAUUCAGAUUAUAUCAAAUCAAGUUUAUAAAAAGUCUUAUAACUUAACUCUAUUAAUCUCUCUCUCUCUCUCUCUCUCUUAAUCUUAACGAUAUUUCUACUGCACAUACACAAUCGCUGUAUUUACAGGCUUUCACUCGCGGUUGUUCUUCGUACGGGGAAACUGUCUUUAUAUAUGUUCAUACUAAUGUUCAUAAACCUGUUAUAAUUACGGGUGACUUUAAUGUCCAUUUUAAUGAAACAGAUAUCAGAGCUUUAAAACUCUCUAAUUUUUUUAGAUCUUACAAUAUUACAAAAAAAGUUAAAUUUAAUACUCGAGGUAAUAGAUGUCUUGAUAAUGUUUUCGCAAAUAUUGAUGGUACCACAAAACCUGUGGAUCUCACUCACAUAUCUGACCACAGAGGUAUUUCCUUUCAGAUAGCUUACUCAUCCACAAAUUGUGCAACCAGAGUUUGUUAUAGACCUAUCACAGAUGAAGGACUCUUUAAUAUGAACCAGAUUUUGCUAAAUUGCAACUUUAAUUUUGUAUACAAUGAUAAUUUGGAUAUUAAUUUAAAAUGCUAAUUGAUGUGUUAUUAAAUUCCAUAAAUAUCUCUUUUCCAGAAAAAUCUAAAUUGCUAAAUAAAAAUAAUCCAGGUAAAAAAGUAAACUGGUUGCUCUACCACAAUGUGUAACCGGAGCGAAGAUUCUGGGGAUAUAUUUGGAUGCAGGAUUAACCUGAGAACAACAUAUAGUUAAUCUAUCGAAAAAGCUUUCCCGACAACUUUUUCUCUUCAGGAACCUUGUACAAAUGACUUCCAGGGAAACUAUUUUAACAGCUUAUCAUAGUAAUUUUCAUUCUCAUCUGACAUAUGCUAUUCUCUCCUGGGGUCACUCUUGUCAUAUCGCUAAAGUGUUUGCACAACAAAGAAAGUGUGUUCGUAUUAUCUCUGGGCUCUCUUAUAGAGCAGACUGUAGAAACUCCUUUAGAGCUUUAAAAAUUUUAACUUUACAUUGUGUAUACAUUAUGCAGUGUCUGUUGCACAUUAAACAAAAUCUUAGCCAAUACAAUGCGCAUGUAGAUUUUCACAAUUAUCCCACCAGAUUUAACAAUAAUCUUAUACCAGAAUUUAGCCGUCUUGAGAGAUCCAGAAAUGGUUCAAGGUAUUUAGCCAUAAAAUUCUACAACUUAGUGCCAGCUAGAAUAAAAGCUCUUAAUUUUCAUCAGUUUAAGGCAAAAAUUAAGAAUUAUCUUAUAGUGAAUGCUUUUUUUACAUAUGAGGAGUAUUUUACUUCCAAUUUUAAUUUGUUGUAAUUGUUAACAGUAUAAUUUAAAACAAUGUAUCUAUGUUUUAUGUUUAUAUUUAUGUGCAUAUUAACUAUAUUGACAUAUAUUUUAUUAUUUUUUUUUUUUGACUAGUAAAUUAGU